Molecule: messenger RNA, 1544 nt
Organism: Paramecium pentaurelia
Lineage: Eukaryota; Ciliophora; Oligohymenophorea; Peniculida; Parameciidae
Source: the annotation of a GenBank genome assembly
AUGAUUUUGAGUGGAUUGGUUAUUACACUUAACACUUUAACUUAAAAUUACAUAAUUUUUGAAAACUAAUCAUUGAAUCCAAAAUUUGAAUUAGGAAAUUAUGAUAUUAAUAGUUGUGGAGUACCUUAAUUGCAAUAAGUAUAUAAUGACAAUCCAUAAUCAAAUAACUUAUUUAUCCAAGAAUUAGUGAUAAGUGCAGAUUAAUAAUUUAGUUUGCAAUAUUAGAUUGAGAAUGUUAUUGAUAAUGAUUUUACUUUGAAUUAAAGUAUAAAUUAACUUAAAUAACAACAUUAGGUGAAAUUAUGAAUUUAACUCUUUCGAACCGAUAAGUUAUUUACAUUACACAUGAAUGUCCAUAAGAUCUUGAGAAUUACAAUUUCUGGGGUCUAAUCAGAGUAGAUCUAUAAAUAAAUGAUGAAUCGAUUAAAAUAUACUAUGAGAGUAUAUGUAGCAAUCAAUAUGAACCAAAAAAGUACUUUACAUCAACAACAGUUAAGAUUUGAUUUCAGUUAUUUGAUAAUUGUAAUCUCAGGCGUUUUAUUUGUGUUUCUAACAUCCAGAUUUGGUCACAUAGCAUCGUUAUAGAAGGCAAAUAAAAAGUUUUAAGGAAUUUUAAUCAACUACUGGUAUUUCAUAUUAUUCAUCUUUACUUUAUUUGCCUUAGUGGGAUUUAGUUAUAUAAAUAUGGAUAUGGAAGUCUAUUUAUUGGCUUGUAUAUCUUAUUUAUCUAACAUAUUUUUUUUAAUUGACACUUGCUGCUUUUUAAAAAUUCAUUAUUGGAAUCAUCUGCAAGAUAGUUUAUUUUAUAUAUUAGGAUGGUUUUUGGGUAGCAUCCCAAUAAUCACUUUUUUUGUAUUUGGAUUUAGUUGGAUAAUUAAUGAUGUAAUAUUUGUUCUCAAUUUGGGAACUUAUUUUAAGCUCUUUAAAGUAAAAUCAUUUAAAGAUUGCAUAACAAUUUAUGUUCCAUUUCUUUUAUUUUAUUGUCUUUUAAAUUAUGCAGUCUACUUAAAAUGGGAAUAUGGAAAUAAAGUAUCACUCAUCCUUAAUUUAACUUAAUUUUUCUCUCUAUAAGCUCCAAUGUUCAAUUAUAUUCCAACAAGAAAAUGUGCAUUCAUUGAAAUUAAUACUUUGUUUCUACCUGGUUUAAUGAUAGCAUAUACUGUAAGAUAUGCAAAAGCAUCAUAAUCAUAUGUUUAUUUUAUAAUUUAUUUUUUGGGUUUAUUUUUAGGAUUAAUUGGUUGGUUGUCUAUCACUUUUCUUAAUAGUAAAUAUUAAAUAACAAGGUAUAGGAUUAUAUUUAAAUUAUUAGUUUAUUAUUCACAGUAAUACCUAGUUCAAUAUUAGCAGCAAUAUUUUGUUAUUAUAGAAAUGAAUUAUCAGUUUUCUAUAAAGGAUAAUUUUAUGAUCAAAUUCUUGAAGAUCCAUUUGUUGCUUCUAAAAGUAUUAAAGAUUCCCAAUAAACAAACACUGAUUUAAUUAACUAAAGUAAUCAAGAAUUACCUGUUAUUAAUCCAACCUUGUUUUCAGGAUUGUAUGAAUUAUGA